Haemonchus placei is the source of this 687-nucleotide messenger RNA. Lineage: Eukaryota; Metazoa; Nematoda; Chromadorea; Rhabditida; Trichostrongylidae. The record is from the annotation of a GenBank genome assembly.
AUGACAGAACCGCCACCACCGAAAUGGAACACCGAUAAUCGAACUAGUGGAGGGCACGGUGGUCAUCACAAGGUUCAAUCAAAAACGGAAUGGCGUUUUGCAAUUCCUGAGGCGGAAAGUGAAGAGGAAGGUUCUUCUUCAAAGAAAUCGACGAGCACCGCACCACUCACAAUUACAACAGAACAACCAAAAAUGAGGGGAGACGUUACACCAGAUGACUUUGUUGGCGAUCCGUCGGAAUUUGUUCCACCUCAGAAUGCUGAGCAUAUAGAUGUACGCUACCCGUCACGUCUUCCUGGUGUUCAAAGUUUAAAGUAUGGCACGAAGAGAAAGAAGUUGGAAAAAGUCGAAACUUCCACAACUACAACAACAACCACCACUGCUACCACCUCGACAGUUACAACCACAGAUUCGGAUUCUUCUAGUGAAAGCGAAGAAGAGUCAGUACUAGCUUAUCCGCCUGUAGGACGAUGUACAUACAGUGCGAUGUACCAAACCGCUUUUCAAGGCACGAAAAUGAUAAGGAGCAUUUAUGUGAAAAGUCCCGCCGAUUGUUUCGCCGCAUGUUAUGCUCAUAGCUGCCGGUCGGCGAAUCUGAUUUCAAGCGGUCAGUGUUUUUCAAUUUUGACUAUGGCUUUUCUUCUGUGCGCUUUCAAUCUAUUUGUAUUCCAUUACCCUUCAGAGUAG